UCUGUUUGUCAAAAUAAAUAAAUAAAAUUCUUUCUUAUUUUUGGUUGCAUUAACCAAUUAUGGUGUUGGACAAGGAGGAUUUGCUAGAAGAAAUAAGAAUUACUGUAGGGAAGUGAUGUGGGACAAGUAAUGGUAAAAUCAGGAUUAUCCUACAAAGUAGAGAACUGGAGGAAAAUAUGAAGAGAAUAAAAGAAUAAAGAUAGGCUAGAGGAAAUUAAGGAUAAAGGUGAACUAUAGGGAGAAUUAGAAUAAACAGGAUUAAUAAUAGAGUUAAAAACCAGAAGAACAAACACAAGAGAGAGAUAAUAGAGAACAAACUCCUAACAAAAGAAUUCUUAAUUUAUCACUGUCUCGGAAUUCUUAAUAAAAGAGAGAUUUGUUUGCAUUUCAUUUAUUGCCAUUCUCUAGCUGGAUUUGUUAUAUCUAUUUGGUUCAAGUUGAUAUAUAUUUAUAUGAUUACUUCUUCCAUUUCAGGCUUCUGCGACGUUACGUGACGAUGGACAUUUUGGUGCUAAUUCGAUUGGCCCAAUGGUCAGGGUAUGGAAUCCAGAAAAUCAUGCGGGCAAAGGAAAACGUAAGGCUGAAAACUCUGCUGGUAACAAAGACGAGACUGUGAUUGGUGACGCCAACUGUGGGGGCAAGACUAUUGGAAAUAUUAAAAGGUCGGAUGUUGAUGUUAAUAGAGAUGUAAAUGAUGAAGAUAAUAUUUGUGAGGAUUCCAAAGGUUCCGCAGGUACCGCUUCUAGAAAAUACAGGGUUGACGCAACCAUAACUUGCACCAGACAGGUAAAUGAUGCAUCAUCAAACGGGGUAAAACGAAGCAGAAGAACCACAAAAAUAGGUAAAACGGCUUUAGCUACUAGAAGAACUAGUAUGAGAAAAGCUGCCUGAAAGAAGACAUUCCAGACCUAGUAGGAGAAAACUAUAUGGGUUGGUAAACAACAAAUUGUGGGUGGGCACAUAAGCAGGGAAAUCUAAUAGUGACAGUAGAGCGGUCGAGAGCAGCAGCAAGAAUGACGUAGCUUUUCGUUUUUCCCAGCAGUGAUUUUUGUCUGCAGAUCACGAUGCCUCUGGGAACUUAGGUAAUUCCCGGAAACGAAGCU
Messenger RNA from Carica papaya (papaya), 1103 nucleotides. NCBI's taxonomy places the organism in Eukaryota, Viridiplantae, Streptophyta, Magnoliopsida, Brassicales, Caricaceae. The record is from RefSeq and is a predicted model, not a curated record.